This is a messenger RNA of Pararge aegeria (speckled wood butterfly), 1524 nucleotides long. RefSeq lists its product as uncharacterized. The transcript has a single exon. Bases 487 to 1524 code for a protein of 345 amino acids. NCBI's taxonomy places the organism in Eukaryota, Metazoa, Arthropoda, Insecta, Lepidoptera, Nymphalidae. The record is from RefSeq and is a predicted model, not a curated record.
ACUUAUAACAGUGUAAAGCAACAGUGGAAGUGUUUGUGAAGCUAGCUUUUAAAGAAAUCCGGUAAAAACCCGUGUUGUAAAUACUGACAAGUCUCUGUGUUUUCAUACUACAAAGAACGUAAAGAUAACAUUAAAUCUCCCUCAGACCUUGAAAUUGUGCAAUGUGCAGUGGUGUUUCGACUUACUUAUAACUGAUUUUUAUCAAUUAGUGUUGAAAAUUUAGAUUUAUCACAAAAAAUAGUAGUUCAUAGUAAUACUAUUAAACAUAUUCAAAAGUGGGUAGAAAACUAAUCACAUUACGUGGCCUGUCGCUACGAGACCGGAACAUCAUCCUGGCCAACUAUUUCGCCACUUUUAGUACGUGCAUCAGUAGCGAGUUUGGUACUACAGCUGCCUUAAAUUCGCAUAACACCCGGUUCGAAUCCUACCAACUACGUGCCGAGAUUAUUUUCGUUUUUAAUUUCAUUUUAUAAUUUCGUUACAACAAUGGUUGGUACUUGUGAAGCAUGCAAAGAGCACAUCAGCGUAACCGUAAAGCGGAUAAAAUGCAAUCUGUGUAGCUGUAUGUAUCACUCUGACUGCGUUGGAUUUACGGGUGACUCGACGCAAGCGAGGACUCAGUGGAAGUGCCCGAACUGCGUUGCUGCAGCACGAAAAGGCGGGGACAACAGUAACACGCCAGUUCGAGUUGACAAAUUAAACAAGAUCCAGCGCUCGGUUUGUGACGAUUCUGAUGAUGCGUUGUCCAAACGUGACGUCACAAAAGAGUUAACUGAUAACUCAAAGUUACUCUGUCGUUUUGAGAACAUCUUAGACUCUAAGCUGAAAACAAUCAAGUUCGAAAUAGUCGAGGAACUUAAAACGACCAUUUUUGCGGAAAUAAAAAGCGAAAUCGCAUCUCUGUCGUCAGAAUUCUCCCAACUUCAGGCCUCUUACAGUCAGCUCCAGAUAGAAAACGAUCAUCUCAAAAACGACUUACGCGUACUACAGGAGCGCAUCGAUGCAUCUGAUGAUCAGGUAUCGGACCUGCGCGCCCAGUUCGGCAGACAACAGCAACAGGCAAGAAUUAACAACUUAGAAAUCGUAGGGCUGCCUCAAACGAGUAGUGAAUCGCCAGUGGAUCUUGUUUUAAAGAUUGCCAGGCAUGCGGGCGUUGAACUCAAGCAGGGCGAUAUCGAAUUUGCACACCGUGUCCAACCACAAAAGACCAUAACGGGAAGACCCAAGCCCAUUGUAGUAAAAAUGAAAAACCGACUGUGCAAAGACAAUCUACUCUCCGGAUUAAAAAGAAAAAAGGGCGUUUGUACGAAAGACAUAGGCAUCGAAGGCACGGAGAAAAAAAUUUUCGUAAACGAGCACCUAACACCGGAAAACAAGCAGUUACUAAAAGCUACUAAAACUCUUGCACAACAAAAGGCUUACAAGUAUGUAUGGGUACGUAACUGCAAUAUUUUUUUAAGAAAAAACGAGGAAUCACCUGCUUUGAACAUACGUCUCGAAAAGGAUCUAUCCAAAAUAAAGUGA